AUGUCCAUUGAGGUUGCAACCACCCCAUUUACGGACCAAAAACCCGGUACUUCGGGACUCCGCAAAAAGGUGGCCGUAUUCCAAAAGCCUCACUACACUGAAAACUUCAUUCAAGCAAUAUUGCUGGCAAUUCCAGAAGGUUGUGAAAAUUCCAUCCUUGUUGUGGGUGGUGAUGGCCGUUUCUACAACGAUCACAUUGUCCAGCUAAUUGCCUCCAUUGGUGCCGCAAACGGAGUACGCAAGUUGAUUAUUGGUCAAAACGGAAUUCUCUCUACUCCGGCUGCUUCCAACGUGAUUCGCACUUGGCCUGAGAAAGUCACCGGUGGAAUCAUACUAACUGCAUCACACAACCCAGGUGGACCUGAAAACGAUGCUGGGAUCAAGUACAAUCUGGCCAAUGGCGGACCAGCGCCAGAAUCUGUGACUGACAAAAUCUAUGAGAAGUCGCUAGAAUUGAAGCACUACAAGCUGGUGGAGAACUUUCCAGAGGUGGAUUUGUCCACCAUUGGUGUGCGGACAUAUGCUGGACUCGAGGUUGAGAUCAUCGACUCGACAAAGGCUUACGUUGACAUGAUCUCGUCAAUCUUUGAUCUAGAGCUCAUCAAGCGUUUCUAUGCUAAGCGCUCGCAACAAGGCUUUAAGGUGCUGUUUGAUGCCAUGAACGGAGUCACGGGACCAUAUGGAAAGGCCAUUUUUGUGGACACACUUGGUUUUCCAGAAUCUUCAGUCAUGAACUUUCACCCAAAACCUGACUUUGGUGGAAUGCAUCCAGAUCCAAACCUGACGUAUGCUCACGAUCUUGUGGAACGUGUGGAUCGUGAACAAAUUGCAUUCGGUGCCGCGUCAGACGGAGAUGGUGAUCGUAAUAUGAUCUACGGAGCAAACACGUUUGUUUCGCCAGGUGAUUCGGUGGCCAUCAUUGCCGAGUACAUCGAUUCGAUUCCGUACUUUCAGAAACAGGGCGUUUUUGGCUUUGCCAGGUCGAUGCCCACUUCAGCUGCUCUCGAUCUUGUGGCCAAACACAGAGGUCUUGAGUGUUACGAGGUUCCCACGGGCUGGAAGUUCUUCUGUGCCUUAUUUGAUGCUAAAAAGCUCUCUGUUUGUGGUGAGGAGUCUUUUGGUACCGGUUCAAACCACAUCCGUGAAAAGGAUGGACUUUGGGCCAUUGUUGCGUGGCUCAAUGUGCUUGCUGCAUACGACGAGCAGAACCCUGAGCUGACUAACGGUGCAUCCAUUGCGGCGGUCCAGACUUCUUUCUGGAAGAAGUAUGGUCGUACGUUUUUCACGCGUUACGACUAUGAAAACUGCUCCAGCGAAGACGCUAACAAGCUUAUUGCCAAGCUUGCUGCGCAUGUGUCUGAUUCUGUCUUCAUUGGCAGUAAAGUUGGCUCUGAGACUGUCGUGGAGGCUGAUAAUUUCAGCUACACCGACUUGGACGGUUCUGUUUCAAAAAAUCAGGGUCUUUUCGUGAAGUUUGCGUCUGGACUCAGAUUUGUUACCAGAUUGUCUGGUACUGGCUCUAGUGGAGCCACCAUAAGGCUUUACCUUGAGAAACACUCGCCCGACAUUUCUGAUGCAACACUGGCAUUGACACCUUCUGAGUUUUUGAAGACUGAGAUUGCCACUGUUUUGGACUUUCUUGGAUUUAAGGAAUUCAUUGGAAGAGAGACCCCUGAUGUGAAGACGUGA
This is a messenger RNA of Kuraishia capsulata CBS 1993, 1689 nucleotides long. RefSeq lists its product as uncharacterized. Lineage: Eukaryota; Fungi; Ascomycota; Pichiomycetes; Pichiales; Pichiaceae. Gene Ontology annotation, cellular component: cytosol. The record is from RefSeq and is a predicted model, not a curated record. Gene Ontology annotation, biological process: carbohydrate metabolic process. The transcript has a single exon. The coding region runs from base 1 to 1689 and encodes 562 amino acids. Gene Ontology annotation, molecular function: phosphoglucomutase activity; magnesium ion binding.